Molecule: messenger RNA, 1392 nt
Organism: Cladophialophora yegresii CBS 114405
Lineage: Eukaryota; Fungi; Ascomycota; Eurotiomycetes; Chaetothyriales; Herpotrichiellaceae
Exons: 2
Coding region: 1-1392 (463 amino acids)
Biological process (GO): fungal-type cell wall biogenesis; carbohydrate catabolic process
Molecular function (GO): mannan endo-1,6-alpha-mannosidase activity
Source: RefSeq, a predicted model, not a curated record
AUGAGGCUCUUGCCUCUGGCCCUCGUGCCUGGCGCACUGGCCAUCACGCUCGAUAUCAGUGACGAAAAUAGCGUCAAGUCCGCAACCUCAUCCAUUGCCUACGACAUGAUGACUUUUUACACGGGCAACCAGACUGGCCAGGUACCUGGAUUGCUACCCGGCGGCCUGAGCUGCGAUCCCAACAACCCGGCUAUCUACUGUUGGUGGGAGGCAGGGGCGAUGUUUGGUGCUCUUAUCAACUACUGGCAAUACACGAAUGAUUCGUCGUACAAUCCGGUGGUGUCACAGGCCCUGCAAUUUCAGCGAGGACCUGACAGCAAUUUCAACCCGCCCAACCAGUCGAAGAGUAUGGGUAUCGAUGACCAAGCGUUCUGGGCCUUUUCUGUAAUGGAUGCUGUUGAAUCCAACUUCCCAGAGUCGGACGACGAGGAUGCCCCUUCGUGGCUGGCUCUGGCGCAAGCCGUCUAUAACUUUCAGCGGAAUUACUGGGAUACCAACACAUGUGGAGGAGGUUUCCGCUGGCAGGUAUUCUCAUUCAACGCCGGCUACAACCUCAAGAACGCCGUCUCCAACGGCGGCAAUUUCCAACUUUCCGCUCGACUGGCCUACGUGACAGGAAACCAGAGUUAUGCCGACUGGGCGAACAUGGUCUACGACUGGAUGGAGACCAGCGCGUUGAUGCAGACGGACCCGUCAACUGGUACUCUUUAUAUAUGGGACAACACGGAUUCGAACAACAAUUGCACGGAUCAGACGCGAUUUGUCUGGACGUACAACUACGGCACCCUGCUGGUCGGCGCCGCCUACAUGUACAAUUACACGAAUGGCAGCCAGAUCUGGCUGGACCGAGUCAACACGAUCCUCAACAGCACUUUCUCCCUGUUCUUCCCAGCUCAGUAUGGGGGCAACAUCAUGUCAGAACUCCAGUGCGAGUCCAACAUGGUUUGCGACCAGGACCAGAAGAGUUUCAAGUCGUAUUUGUCGAGAUGGUUGGCUGUAACGAGUCUUUUGGUGCCGCAGACGGCCGGUCAGAUCGUUCCCAAGCUGCAAGCAAGCGCACAGGCAGCGGCGGGACAAUGCGACGGAGGUCCAACAGGCCGACAAUGCGGUAUGCAAUGGUACACGACCACGUGGGAUGGAUCGACCGGGGUUGGACAACAGAUGGCUGCAUUGUCGGUGAUAGGUUCAACGCUGAACAGGGACAUUUUGACGCCCAAGUCCAGCCACACGGGAGCCACCUCGCAGGGCGAUCCGAAUGCUGGAUCCCAAGCACCAGAAAACCCAGCUGCAUUGAGGGACAAGAUCACCACGGGCGACAAGGCCGGUGCAGCGAUCUUGACCCUCCUAGCCGCCGCUGUUGUCAUUGGAGGCGCUGUUUGGUUGGUCACCUAG